AUGGCUGUCGCUCAGGUCAACGGCAACGUCGAGAGCUCUGCUCCUCAGUCUGCCUUUAUCCAGCACCUCCUCAACUACCCCGUCAUCUCCGACAGCGUCAACACCGUCUCCAGCACCGUCCACUCCAACCCCUACGCCCAGCGCUCUCUCCAGCUCGGCGACUCUGCCUACAAGACCUUUGCCGCCCCCAUCCUCCCCUACUUCGCCAAGCCCUACCAGUUCGUCUCGCCGUACGUCCAGCGCGCCGACUCGCUCGGCGAGCAGACGCUGACCCGCAUCGACGAGCGCUUCCCCAUUGUCAAGAAGCCCACCGCCGAGCUCUACAGCGACGCCAAGGCCCUCGUUUUCCUGCCCUACAACAAGGGCCUCGAGGGUCGCGACCACGUCUUUGACGUCUACAGCGCCGAGGCCAAGAAGCAGUCUGAGAAGGGCUACCUGGGCCAGGGCAAGGCCGCCGUCGCCACCAUCUUCCAGGUCAGCAACGAGACCCUCGCCCUCGCCAGCAGCUACGUCGCUGUCAAGAAGGCCGAGGUCACCAAGGAGGUCAAGGAGAAGAUUAACCAGUAA
This is a messenger RNA of Akanthomyces muscarius, 567 nucleotides long. RefSeq lists its product as uncharacterized. Bases 1 to 567 code for a protein of 188 amino acids. NCBI's taxonomy places the organism in Eukaryota, Fungi, Ascomycota, Sordariomycetes, Hypocreales, Cordycipitaceae. The record is from RefSeq and is a predicted model, not a curated record. The transcript is spliced from 2 exons.